AAGUCAGCUGAGAGUGUGUGUGGAUCUCAGCGGGACUAUCCUCUUUCGAGGAAGUAGAAGCAGUGAGAGUGAACGUUAUCGCGGUCGGACAGCGUUUUGCGGCUCUUUUUCUGCUCCUGUUACAAGUGAAUGUACAAUCAGGAGGUGAACGUUUACUAAAAUGGCAGUAGCUGAAUGUCCGGAUUAUUUCCUACACCACCCAAAUUAUCAGGACAAUGUCGACCGAACAGCCAGUCACAGACCAGCGAAUCUAAUUGGGUCAAGUUUCCAACAGCCAGCCAGUCGGAACUCUCCUAACCACCAAGAGGAUGACGUGGACCUGGAGGCGCUGGUGAACGAUAUGAACUCGUCGUUUGAGAGUCUGUACCCCGCCGGCAGUGUGCAGUGCGAGUCGACCCCUCUGUUACACAACGGCCAGCACACACACGCCCACACGCAGCCAAUUUCUCCGCACCAGAGACUGCGCCGCUCGCAGCCGAUGCACAUCCUCGCCGUCAGGAGGCUGCAGGAGGAAGAGCAGCAGUUUCGGACAUCGUCUCUGCCUGCCAUCCCAAACCCCUUCCCCGAAUUGUGUAGUCCAGCCAGUUCACCCACAGCUUGUCCCGGCUCUCUACCUCCAUGUCAAGGCUCAGACAAACAUAUCGUUAAAAUCUUCGGCGAGGACGGCAUGGGCAAAGUGGUGGAGAUCCCGUCCGACAUGACGGCGCGAGACCUGUGCCAGCUGCUUGUGUACAAAAGCCACUGCGUGGACGACAACAGCUGGGCGCUGGUGGAACAUCACCCAGCCCUGGGGCUAGAGCGAUGCUUAGAAGACCAUGAACUUGUAGUUCAAGUGCAGGCGUCCAUGACUAGCGAGAGCAAGUUUGUCUUCAGGAAGAACUAUGCCAAAUAUGAAUUCUUCAAAAAUCCUCUGAACUUCUUUCCAGAGCAGAUGGUGGCCUGGUGUCAAGAAAGCAAUGGGACCAUUCCUCCAUCGCAGAUAUUGCAAAACUUCUUAAACUCCAGCAGUUGUCCAGAAAUCCAGGGUCACCUGUAUGUGAAAGAGACGGGCAGGAAGUCAUGGAAAAAGCUCUACGUGUUUUUGAGACGCUCAGGAUUCUACUACUCGACGAAAGGAACUUCAAAGGAACCAAGGCAUUUGCAGUUACUAGCAGACCUUGAAGACUGCAACAUCUUUACCGUAAUAGGAGGCAAGAAGCUUCACAAUGCACCUACAGAGUACGAGUUUUGUAUAAAGCCCGUCAAGGUCCGGAGUGAGCAGAAGGAACUGAGGAUGUUGUGUGCAGAAGACGAACAGAGCAGAACGUGCUGGAUGACAGCCUUCAGGUUGUUUAAGUAUGGAGUUCUACUUUAUCAGAACUAUAAAAUCCCACAGCAGAGAAAAGCUUUGCUCUCACACUUCCCAGCACCAAUGAGGAGUGUGUCCGAGAACUCACUAGUAGCCAUGGAUUUCUCAGGGACAAUAGGCAGGGUGAUCGACAAUCCUGUGGAAGCUCAGAGUGCUGCUCUGGAGGAGGCCCAUUCCUGGAGGAAGCGAAGUCAGCGCAUGAAUACUUUGGGGAGCCCGAGUCCACUCCACCCAUCAACGUUGAGUGGAGUGAUACACAAAACUCAGCUUUGGUUUCACGGUCGAAUCACAAGGGAGGAAUCGCACAGGAUGAUGCACCAACAGGGCCAAGUGGAUGGACUGUUUCUCUUGAGGGACAGCCAGAGCAACCCGAAAGCCUUCGUGCUUACCAUGUGUCACCACCAGAAAAUCAAACACUUUCAAAUUUUACCAUGUGAAGAGGACGGUCAGAUGUUCUUCAGCCUUGACGACGGCACCACCAAAUUCACAGACCUGAUCCAGCUGGUGGAGUUCUACCAGCUCAAUCGAGGAGUCCUGCCUUGCAAACUCAAGCACCCCUGCACCAUGGUGACCUUAUGACCCUGCCCCCCUUCCCAUCCUGCAAACCGACCACUGGUUCUCUGAGAAUCGGACUAUUUUUGACCUGGUUUAAAUGAUGAGCAAGUGACUUGCUGUCCACCAGCAAGAAGUCUGCAGGCAUUCCUCUAUGAUUUACAGAGGAAUUGCGAGCACCAGCAGGGCCGUGAUGAAGCUAUUGAGAAAGAUCUUGGUUGCCUUGAUCCACUGGUGAACUCUAAUGCUUCUUCCUCGUACAGUCAUCAUGGGGUCCUUUUUGAUGAUCUGAAUAUCCUGUUCUGUAUACGAUCAGAUAGUCAGUCAGUCCAUUGUUAUGGGAAGAUCUCUAGAACUUGUAGAUGGUGGAAGAUGGAUGCAUUACAUCUAGUUUGAGUUUGACUUUAAAGCACAGGAAACGGCUGAGCUAUACAUGACGUAGUCAGAAACCCAAGAGUCAAUUGAAUCCUCCUGUCUUUGAAUUGAAUCUAUCUGUGAUUGCUUGGAGCUGGAACGACAUCUGUAGGCGGUCAAAGCACAGGACUGUUAGAGAUUUUUGGAUACGGUUUGUGAACGAAAUCAUACAUUUCGCUCUUUGCUAGGUCUCUUUCUCCAAAUUCCUCCAUCUGGAUUAAAAGAAUGUUACACUGCUCAUACGAUAAAUAUAUAUAUAUAGUUUAUAAGCUCUUUUGGAUCACUGUCCACUUGACACAGUCUCCUUUUGCACUCUGUUUCACUGUAAAGCCUCAGCUAAUGUCCAAAUGUUCCACCGCCCCUCGAGACAAUAUUUUAAACGCUUGAAGCGCCCUCUGCUGGCCGUCCAGGGUAAUACAGCCUGAAGUGGGUGCUUGGAUCAGCUUCACUACUGCCACCAUUAGAAAGGGCACCUUGAAAUGGACAGAAAUUGGAAAAACAGUGGAAAAAUAACCACUACAAUCCCCUGAAAAUGGCAAACUGCAGGGAGCUCCGUUGUAACGGAUGCCAUCUUUUUUUUUUUGUUUGUUUGUUUGUUUUUCAAGAGGAAAUCAAGAGGCAGGUAUCACCAGAUCUGCUUGUUUGUCCUUUCAGUGUAUUGGUAGAUCAAUAGGACAGUGCACUGUGAAGCUUCCAGAGCAGCUGGGGCUCGGUUUCCUUUACUGCCUUGUUCAGUAGUAGCAUGAUAUAUGGACGGAUUUGUAACAAUAUUUUCAAAUUGUGACUUUAUGGAAGAGCCAUCUUCUUAAGUAUUUUCCAUAUUAAGCUCGAUGGAAAAGGCCUGGCCACAGUGUCUACAAGCUCUGCAAAGUGAUCAUGAUUACACCGAUAUAAAUGCAAAUGAUGCAAUCAUUUUUAAGUGUUGUUUCCAUGGAUCUAUUUAUUUAUCUGGAUCUGAAUGAUUACUUGAAAUUUUAGUGAACUUCUCAGCGCUGUUCCGUACUGCUCUUCCACGUUUUUUUUUUCCGCAAAUGUAUUGAGCCUCAUGUAUUUUAUUUCACCGAAUAUCAGAAAUUUGUUCUACUAACCCUAUUCUAUUGAACGUUUUCACCAUUAUCUGCUGUAUCGUUGCAUUAUACUUUUGGCCUUGUUAUCACCACCAUUAUGCUCACAAAUGCAAAAUUUUUAUCCUUUGUAGGUGUCAACAUAUUUCCCAUGAUUUUAUCCUCUCUAUCGAGAUAAAGGAAAAGACUGACACGAAUGAAUUUUUCAGAGAUUUGCACAUUAUUUUGAAUGGAAAUUGGAUAGUUGCUAAUUUUUGCUUGGCUCCUUUUUUUUUUUUUGUGCUGGAGACUGUGGCUAGCUAAAAAUUGGUCCACCACAACCCCUACUGUCUUGUGAUGAAACAAAAGGAGACUUUUUUUUUUCGAUGUCAUUUCUCUUGUAUUAGCAUUUUUUUUUUUUAAACAACCAUGGAUAAGAAUCUGGGCCAGAGAGAAACAUGAAACGCAAUGCACAUUCGUAACCUGAUGAUGAUGAUAAUGUGCCACCCUGAAAAGCAAAACCUUCAUUGCGUUGCUCAGCAGCUUUUUAAAAAUUAAACGCCGACUUUGCGUUUGAUGUAUUGCAUUGCACUCCACUUUCAUCACGCUGUUUAGUCAUGCCACAGUGAAAUUCAAUAACUGUCCAAUCACAGCCCUAAGGCACACUCACGGGGCAUUGUUUGUAUUUUGGAUAAGGGCCUAAAAGGAACAUCUAGCUGAAGAAAACUCCACUGCAUCAUCGGUCCAAGGAAUUUUGAUUCAUAUUAGAUGUGAUUUGCUUUUUGCCUUCCUUUCCCUGACCGUCUAUCAUGGUAGAAGAUCUGAUGCAAACCAAUCGCAUGCAACAUUCAAAGAAUGAACAUGCACACUCAGGAAAAAGUACCUUUCCUUGUUACCGGGUUGAGACCCUCAGGGUACAUCUUUUGUAUCCUUCACAUGGUAACGUGAAUGGAGCGUAAAUGAUUCUGAGGUAUGCAACUGAACCUGUCUUGUACUUUAUAAUUAGCUUUCAGAGUAUAGGUUACAUGCACCUUUCAAAAAUGUAUCCUUGAAGGGAUCAACUCAGCAACAUGAAGUGUGUGCUAAAUCACAGUAAAAGCAAAGAUUCACGCAGAGGUUAUAGGCUUUUGUUUAUAAUCGGCCUUUCUCUGCUUUUAUCCUGGUCCGUUCUUUAGUAAACGAUCUCGCUUUAAAGAUCUUAUAGUCUCCGUUUGUAUUUUCAAGCUUUACUAGAAAAGGGAAACUGUCAGUUGUAGGAUUUGAUGGAAAAAAAAAAUUGUCAAAGCUUCCUUUAGUUGGGAAAAUUGAAGAAACGAAACAAAACUCGCCCAGCAGAAAAGGCAAUUCACUGAAAGGGAAAGGGCGUGAAAGAGGUGCAUUUGGUUCUGGUGACGGUUAUCUGACUUUAUGUAGUUGAACUCAACGUUCAACUAUGAAUUUACAAACCAUGUUCCUGUGAGCCAGUAGAAAACAAAUGGGCCAGAAAAAUGGAGGAGCUGCGAAUUAUUACACUAUACUUUACACUAUUACACCAUACUUUAACUUCGCCAUUUUCUUACUGUUACUUGGCGCAAACCUGGGGGAUAAAAAUCCCCCGUCUGAGCCCCCAAAAUUUUAUCAUGUAGCAUCGAAACCCUCGUUUGAUUUGUAGCAAUGCCAUUUUGGCUCAGUCUAAUUAAUAAUUUCAUCAGUGUCUAGUUUGAUCCAGUUACACUUUUAUGCUGCUUUUAUCCUCGUUAAUAUGAUCCACAUUCUAAAUAUGAAAGCUUGAGCUUAAAUUCAUAUUUUUGUCAUCUUCACAACACUAACAAAUAAUUAUUUUGUAUGGUUACAAAAAAAGUAAAGAGACUAUAGAACUGACACUGUAUUUUAGGUUUCCAAUCACUAUGUUUUUUGUUUUUAAUGAUGGCUUAUAAAAUGAAGAAACUUGACUUUUUGAGGGGGUUGUGGGGUUUAUUUGUUUUGGGGAUUUUUUUUUUUUUGUUAAAGUGUAAAUACAUAUGUUUUAUUUUGUUUCUCAGUGUUAAAUUACUUUGAACGUUUAAAUUAAGCUGAUAGAAAAGAAAAGAAACUGGAGUCUGGGAUGAACUUCUUGUGGUCACCGUCACCAUUAAGCUAAAAAUCUUUAUUUUUUCUCCAUAGAAUACUCUUUGGAAAUGCUAACCUAGUCUUUGUGGACAGUGUGUUUUUGUUUAUACACAGUGAAAGCUUAAGCAUGAUGUCCUAAUGUUCAGAUGAGCUGGUGUUGUGAAUCAUAUCAGCAAAUUAAUAAAUAUUGAUUUAUUUUAUUAUUAUUUUAUUAUUAUUAUUUUUUUUUUAAAAAAGAAAUGAAUGUAACUGGGUUGCUCAGGGUUGAUGCGGAGCCUGAUGAGGCCCCAGUCCCCAGGACUGGUGCCGUUUCUAGAACUUUCUAUAUACUUUUACCUUUGAUAGCUUGUUGAGUUUUCGGAUAUAUCAGUCUUUUCUAGUUUUUGUGUUUUUUUUUUCAUACCGUUCACUCAUAUACUGAACGUCAUACAGUGCUAAAAUGUUAGUUUCUUUUUGGUUUUAGCUUUACUUUGUAUUAUGAAGCGUAAAAUCCAGCAGGUGCCUCAGACCUCUACUCUUGUCUCCAUUUACACCAACACACUAACCAGAUUUUUAUAUAUAUUAGACAGCUAGGAUCAGUUUUCUGUCUUUCAUAUUUAUAUGGAAAAUGGGGCAGCAGUCUUAAUCUGAGACACCUUAAACAUCCAGGCUAGGUGUCCACUUAUAUGCGAGAUGUAACCUGGGUGAUCUCUGGAGCUUAUUGACCUGCAAUGCAUAAGCCCUUCUCUUUAGUAACAAUAACACAUCUUUGCUCCUCUCGUCACCAUGCAAAAAAAAAAAAAAGUGUGACUGUGCAUA
Neoarius graeffei (lesser salmon catfish) is the source of this 6243-nucleotide messenger RNA. It is a transcript of the gene grb10b, whose product is annotated as growth factor receptor-bound protein 10b. The coding region runs from base 161 to 1927 and encodes 588 amino acids. The transcript is spliced from 17 exons. Gene Ontology annotation, biological process: insulin receptor signaling pathway; negative regulation of Wnt signaling pathway; negative regulation of insulin receptor signaling pathway. NCBI's taxonomy places the organism in Eukaryota, Metazoa, Chordata, Actinopteri, Siluriformes, Ariidae. The record is from RefSeq and is a predicted model, not a curated record. Gene Ontology annotation, molecular function: insulin receptor binding.